CACCAUCACAGCGGAGUUUUGCGCACAGCAUGGUUCGUUUGGACAAAACGAUAGCACGGCGCAGUCAAACGGGACUUGAGAAGUUACUUAUGCCGAUUGAAGCUUAUUCUGCAUCUGGGCGGACUCUGUGAACCGGAGGUCCGUCACAGCAAAGGACUCAUCUUGUGGAUAUCAAAUAGAAAAGUAGCGCGGACAGAUAAUAACUUUUAGUUUAUUGGAAUGACAAAUGGACAUGAUUUUUUACGCACAGACGAAUGAGUGAAUGUCACUUGGCGAAUAACAGGCUACUCUGGAAACACUUAUCAACAGUUAUUGAACUAAAGGUGGCUGCGCUCUGGAUUGGGAAUAUGUUGUGUUAUUAAACAUAUGUUUAGUUAAAUGAAACCGCAGCAAAUGCAAAAUAGUGGAGAUCGCUGACGAAAAGGCGCAUUUCUGUGCAUUUGGACUCCUUAUAGACUGUUAGUGCGUGAUACACGGUCUCCCGUGCGCAAAGUUUUACAAUAUUUCAAAUAUUGUUCACAAACUUAGACCUACAGUUGAGUUACACAAUAUUCAAGACUGCUAUAUUAAUGUGCCAUAUGGUUGAAGGAUCAGUCUUUAAUUGAUUCGUGCCUUGCAUCAGUUGCGCAAAGGCGCAGGACGCACCAGAGACCGCACACGCUUCAGUCAUUUACACGCCGUCCACACACUCAACAGUGGCAGCACUGUGGAGGAGCAACAUGUGCCCGGCGUUCCGGACAAAGCCGUUCAAUACCUCUCCACCUGCUCUUCUGGCAAUGUUUGGGAGUUCGGGCAAACCAAGAAGGAUACUCUGUUGGAUUGUAGUAUUGUUGUCGGUGGUCCUUCAUCUGGCAUCCGCGCAAGAUGAUGUUCCUCCAUACUUUAAGACAGAACCAGUUCCAAGUCAGCUGCAUCUGGAGAGGAACCGAUUGGUUCUGACCUGUAUGGCCGAGGGGAGCUGGCCUUUGGAAUUUAAAUGGAUCCACAAUGACACAGAGCUCACGCGGUUCUCACUGGAGUACAGGUAUUUGAUACCAUCUCUGGACCGAUCGCACACUGGUUUCUAUCGGUGCAUUGUGCGGAACAGGGUCGGAGCGUUGUUACAGAGGAGAACCGAAGUACAAGUGGCAUAUAUGGGAGGUUUUGAGGAAGGGGAACGGGUCCAAGCCAUAUCCCAAGGAGAGGGAGCCGUCAUACCAGCACCACACAUACGCUGUUUCCCCCAGCCGCAGGUUACAUGGUUCAGAGAUGGACGCAAAAUUCCUCCCAGCAGCCGGAUAGCCAUCACCCUGGACAAUACACUGGUCAUCCUCUCCACUGUGGCCCCAGAUGCUGGAAAAUACUACGUACAAGCUGUAAAUGACAAGAACGGAGAAAACAAGACGGGCCAGCCCAUUACACUGUCUGUAGAAAAUGUUGGUGGUCCUGCAGACCCCAUUGCUCCCACUAUUGUGAUCCCACCAAGAAACACGAGUGUGAUCUCAGGAACCUCUGAGGUCACCAUGGAGUGUGUGGCCAAUGCCAGGCCAUUAAUUAAGCUGAGUAUCAGUUGGAAGAAGGAUGGCAUUCCGGUGAGGAGUGGUCUGAGUGAUUUUAACCGUAGACUGACAAUAUUGAGUCCGGUGGUCAGUGACUCUGGCUUCUACGAGUGUGAAGCUGUUCUACGUAGCAGCAGCGUGCCUUCUAUCAGCGCUGGAGCCUACCUGCAUGUGCUCGAACCACCUCAGUUUGUGAAGGAACCAGAGAAACACAUCACAGCUGAGAUGGAGAAAGUUGUGGAUAUUCCCUGCCAGGCCAGAGGUGUCCCUCAGCCUGAUAUCGUAUGGUAUAAGGAUGCAGUGCCCAUCAGCCCAGUGAAGACCCCCCGCUACAGAGUGCUGGCAGGGGGCAGCUUGCAGGUGAACGGCCUUCUGCCUGAUGACACCGGAAUGUUUCAGUGCUUCGCCCGCAACCAGGCGGGAGAGGUGCAGACCAACACCUACCUUGCUGUUACCAGUAUCGCCCCAAACAUCACGGCUGGCCCUUCUGACAGCACUGUGAUUGAUGGCAUGUCAGUCAUCCUGCACUGCGAGACCUCAGGAGCGCCCCGGCCUGCCAUCACCUGGCAGAAAGGGGAGCGUGUGCUAGCAAGCGGCUCAGUUCAGCUUCCACGGUUCACUCUCCUUGAGUCAGGAAGUUUACUCAUAAGCCCCUCCCACAUAUCAGAUGCCGGUACCUACACCUGCAUGGCCAGCAACUCUCGUGGCAUAGAUGAGGCAUCAGCUGACCUUGUGGUCUGGGCACGUACACGCAUCACUAUUCCUCCUCAGGACCAGAGCGUCAUCAAAGGAACAAAAGCCACCAUGACUUGCGGUGUAACGCAUGAUCCCAGUGUUUCAGUCAGGUUUGUUUGGGAAAAGGACAGUCAGGUGAUCAUCCCUCAGUCUCUGCCUAGACUGCGUCUGGACAUCAACGGAACGCUGCACAUAACUCAGACCUGGUCAGGUGAUAUCGGCACAUACACCUGCAGAGUGACAUCAGUAGGUGGCAAUGACUCCCGCAGCGCGCAUCUACGUGUGAGGCAGUUGCCCCACGCCCCUGAGAACCCUACUGCCGUGUUAAGCACAACAGAAAAGAGAGCCAUAAAUCUGACAUGGGCCAAACCUUUUGAUGGGAACAGCCCUCUCAUCCGCUAUAUUCUGGAAGUAUCUGAAAACAAUGCUCCUUGGACAGUCCUGUUGGCAAACAUUGAGCCAGAGUCGACCGCUGUAACAGUAAAUGGUCUGAUUCCGGCACGCUCGUACCAGUUCCGCCUGUGUGCCGUCAAUGAUGUUGGCAAAGGCCAGUUCAGCAAGGAGACUGACCGGGUGUCUCUUCCAGAGGAGCCGCCCAGCGCUCCCCCUCAGAAUGUCAUUGCCAGUGGCCGUACCAACCAGUCCAUCAUGAUUCAGUGGCAGCCGCCACCAGAAAGCCACCAAAAUGGUAUCUUGAGAGGAUACAUCAUCCGGUAUCGUCUGACUGGUCUGCCUGUGGAUAUCCAGUAUAAAAAUAUCUCCAACCCUGAUGUCACCAACCUGCUGUUAGAGGAUCUCAUCAUCUGGACUAACUAUGAGAUUGAAGUGGCGGCAUAUAAUGGAGCUGGACUGGGCGUUUACUGCCAUAAGGUUACCGAGUGGACUCUCCAGGGAGUUCCCACCAUUGCUCCGGGCAAUGUGAAAGCAGAGCCCGUCAACUCCACCACAAUCCGGUUCACUUGGACAGCCCCGAACCCACAGUUCAUCAAUGGUAUCAACCAGGGCUACAAGCUGUUGGCAUGGGAACCGGGAAAGGAAGAUGAAAUGACAAUAGUGACGGUUCGGCCAAACUUUCAGGACAGCGUGCAUGUGGGCCACAUCACCGGCCUGAAGAAAUUCUCUGAGUACUUCACCUCCGUCCUCUGCUUCACCACACCAGGAGACGGACCACGCAGUCCUCCACGAAGACUGCGUACACAUGAAGACACCCCUGGUGCUGUCGGACACCUGAGCUUCACUGAGAUUCUCGACACUUCUCUUAAAGUGAGCUGGAGAGAACCCAAUGAGAAGAAUGGUGUUCUGACAGGGUAUCGUAUAUCAUGGGAGGAGUAUAACCGUACUAAUACACGAGUCACACACUACCUGCCUAAUCUAACUCUGGAGUACAGAGUUACUGGACUGACAGCACUCACCACGUACACCAUUGAGGUUGCUGGAAUGACCUCCAAGGGUCAGGGUCAACUGUCCUCUUCAACUAUCUCCUCAGGUGUACCACCAGAGCUUCCCGGCCCUCCCACAAACCUGGCCAUCUCAAACAUUGGCCCUCGCUCAGUAACCCUGCAGUUCAAGCCAGGAUACGAUGGCAAGACCUCAAUUUCUCGCUGGCAGGUGGAGGCCCAGGUCGGUGUGGUGGGAGAAAACGAGGAUUGGGUUAUAGUCCAUCAGCUGGCCAAUGAACCUGAUGCCCGCUCUCUGGAGGUCACCGGCCUCAACCCCUAUUCCUUCUAUAGGUUCCGAAUGCGUCAGGUGAACAUAGUGGGCACCAGUCCACCCAGCCAGCCUUCCAGAAAGAUCCAGACCCUGCAGGCUCCUCCUGAUAUGGCCCCAGCCAACGUAACCCUGCGGACAGCCAGCGAGACCAGCCUUUGGCUUAGAUGGGUGCCUCUUCCCGAAUGGGAGUAUAAUGGGAACCCAGAUUCUGUGGGCUACCGUGUACAGUACAGCAGGACUGGAGCCCAGUCCAAAGCCCUGCUGAAUGUCAUAGCAGACCGCUUGGAGAGAGAAUUCACCAUCGAGGACUUGGAGGAGUGGACGGAAUAUGAGGUCAGAGUUCAGGCCAUCAACGGCAUCGGAGCGGGACCCUGGAGUCAGCCCGUAAGGGGCAGAACCCGAGAGUCUGUCCCCUCCUGUGGUCCUACAAAUGUCUCUGCAUUUGCCACCACUUCCAGCAGCAUUCUGGUCCGCUGGUUUGAAGUUCCCGAACCUGACCGAAAUGGACUCAUCCUGGGCUAUAAGGUGGUGUAUAAGGAGAAGGACUCGGACUCUCCUCUGCAGUUCUGGACAGUGGAGGGAAAUGCCAGCCACAGUGUUCAGCUGACUGGACUAGGGAAGUAUGUUCUGUAUGAAAUCCAGGUCUUAGCAUUCACCCGCAUCGGAGACGGCCGACCCAGCUCCCCUCCGAUCCUGGAGCGUACCCUAGAUGACGUGCCCGGGCCACCCGUGGUCAUUCUAUUUCCUGAAGUCCGCACCACUUCGGUCAGACUCAUCUGGCAGCCACCCUCUCAGCCUAAUGGCAUCAUACUGGCUUAUCAGAUCACAUAUCGCCUAAACUCCACCAAUAGCAACACAGCCACAUUUGACGUGUUGAACUCCAGUGCACGGCAGUAUACGGUCACCGGACUGAGACCGGAAUCCGUCUACGUGUUCCGUAUCAGAGCGCAGACACGCAAGGGCUGGGGAGAAGCAGCGGAGGCUUUGGUGGUCACCACGGAGAAGAGAGCUCGGCCUCAGCCCACCAGCCAUCCCACGGUGCCCCAGGAAAACGUACAGGCACGCAGUGUGCUGCUGUCAUGGGAACCAGGCAGCGAUGGUUUAUCGCCGGUACGGUACUACACCAUUCAAGUCAGAGAGCUGCCUCAGAAGAACUGGACAGUCCAUUCUGCAUCCGUUAGCCACGAGUCCAGUUCCUACAUCGUAGACAGACUGAAGCCGUUCACCUCCUAUCAGUUUAGAGUGAAAGCUACUAAUGAUAUUGGAGACAGUGACUACAGUGAAGAGAGUGAAGCCAUCACUACUUUACAGGAUGCCCCAGAUGAAGCUCCAACCAUCCUCACUGUCACACCACACACCACAACCUCAGUUCUGAUUUGCUGGCAGCCACCUCCUGAGGAUAAGAUUAAUGGAAUUCUUCUGGGAUUCCGAAUCCGAUAUCGAGAGCUGCUUUAUGACCGGCUCAGAAGUUACAGCGUUCACACUAUCAACGGCGCUUCAACCGGCUGGGCAGAACUCACCUCUCCCUACAGCAUACGGAACCUCAGCGAAUCCUCCCUCACUCAGUAUGAACUGGACCAUCUAAUGAAACACAAGCGCUAUGAGAUCAGAAUGAGUGUGUACAAUGCUGUGGGUGAGGGACCAAUCAGUUCACCGCAGGAAGUUUUUGUGGGAGAAGCAGUUCCGACUGCCCCACCUCAAAAUGUGGUCAUCCAAUCAGCUACUGCCACGCAAUUUGAUGUGACUUGGGACCCGCCUCCGCUGGAGACUCAGAAUGGAGAUAUUCAGGGUUAUAAGAUCUUCUUUUGGGAAUAUCAACGGAAAAACGAGACAGAGAAACUGCGGACUCUCUUCUUGCCAGAGGGAGGAGUGAAGCUCAAGAAUCUAACUGGCUAUACUACCUAUAUGAUCAGUGUUGCUGCUUUCAAUGCAGCCGGGGAUGGACCACGCAGCCCACCGACCAGAGGAAGAACUCAACAAGCUGCUCCCAGUGCUCCCAGUUUCAUCCAUUUCAGUGAGCUCACCACCACCUCAGUCAAUGUGUCCUGGGGCGAGCCUGUCUUCCCUAACGGCAUCAUUGAGGGCUACAGACUCAUCUACGAACCCUGUAUGCCUGUUGAUGAGUCCUCAGUGGCCUGUGUCGACUGUCUUCACUCCCCCUCCCCCCCAGGCGUCAGUAAGAUCGUGACAGUGGACAUGAAGGGGAAUGCCCCCCUGUGGCUGAAAAUCAAAGAUCUGGCUGACGGAGUCACGUACAACUUCCGCAUCCGCGCCAGAACUUUUACCUACGGUCCAGAGGUGGAGGCCAACAUCACCACAGGACCUGGAGAAGGAGCCCCGGGCCCUCCUGGUGAACCCUUCAUCUCUCGAUAUGGCUCCGCCCUCACCAUCCACUGGGCCAAUGGGGAUCCCGGACGGGCACCCAUCACACGCUAUGUAAUUGAGGCAAGACCCUCAGAUGAAGGGUUGUGGGACAUUUUAAUCAAAGACAUUCCCAAGGAAGUGACAUCAUACACCUUCAACAUGGACAUCUUGAAACAGGGAGUCAGCUAUGAUUUCCGGGUGAUAGGGGUGAAUGACUAUGGAUAUGGGUCUCCAAGUCAGCCGUCCCCAUCCAUAUCAGCGCAAAAAGUGGCUCCAUUUUAUGAGGAAUGGUGGUUUCUGGUGGUUGUGGCUCUGGUCGGCCUCAUUUUCAUCCUGUUGCUAGUUUUCAUUCUCAUUAUCAGAGGCCAGAGCAAGAAAUAUGCAAAGAAAUCUGACUCAGGCAACAACUCAAACUGUAAUGCACUGACACAUGGAGAGAUGGUCAGCCUGGACGAGAGCAGCUUUCCCGCCCUGGAGCUAAACAACCGAAGACUUUCCGUAAAAAAUUCAUUUUGCCGCAAAAAUGGCGUCUAUACCAGGACUCCCCCUCGACCCAGUCCAGGCAGCCUUCACUACUCCGAUGAGGACGUCAGCACCAAAUACAAUGACCUGAUCCCAGCAGAGAGCAGCAGUCUCACAGAGAAACCAUCUGAGAUGUCAGAUUCACAGGACAAGACUCGCUGUGCUGAAACCUUCUCAAAAGUAGGAUGCCGCCCUCCAGGAAAGGAGGCGCUUGUUUUCUCCUUUAAGACUGGGGGCCUCCGUCAUACUCUUCCAACUCAAGGGGGCAGCGACAGCGAAUACGAGGUGGAUCCGAACCUGCAGAAGACCCAUUCAUUCGUCAACCACUACAUCAGCGACCCCACCUACUACAACUCGUGGCGCAGGCAGCAGAAGGGGAUCUCUCGAGCACAGGCCUACAACUACACUGAAUCGGAGUCUGGAGAUCCCGAACCCUGUGCCCCUCCACCACCUCUGCCCCCUCUACCCCCGUUCCCCCCACAUCUCAGUUCACCCACUCCUCAGAGCCAGCCCCAGACUGGCACCCUCUUCAGACCCAAGGGCAGCCGGACUCCCACUCCCUCCCAGCAGAGCUCAAACCCGCCCAGCCAGCAUGGCACACUUUAUCGGCCCCCGAGCAGUUUGGCCCCUGGCUCAAGAGCCCCAAUUGCUGGCUUCUCCUCAUUUGUUUGAUAGAAUGAAAAUAUUGGUACAGAAGAAUAAAAUAUGAAGGCUGGGAUAUCUUCUACUUUCCCAAAGCCUGGUCAAACAUCUGUUGAAGAGUAACAACAAACGUCAACCCUGGAUCUGUUGCACGACGUUUAUUUGUCAUAGCAAUCACAUAUUAAUUUUAAUUUUCUUAAUUUGGGCUUUAUUUGAAUCGCACACAGAUGACAGUAUUGUUUAUAUGCUCUUUAGUUUCUUUGCUUGUGUUUGUCUUCCUUCUUAAAAUUAAAGACAGUCACUUGAAAAGACAAACAACAGCAUAAGUGAACUUUUUUGUUUGGGUUUGAUUGUGUUGCCUGAACAAACGGCAUGGCUUGAUACAUUUUUUUUUUCUUCUUUUUUUUUUUUUUUUGCAAUUGCUUUUAUUAUUAGCAUUGUUUUUUAUUAUUUGAUUGUUUUUGUUCAUAGUACAAAGUAAAACACCAUCAAAGUAAGUUAAUAAAUGCUGGACAAAAGCACCAACACAUGGAAAUUACAUGAAAAAAAAACAAGGCCUGUCUAAGGUAGAAAUUGUUGGUUGUAUCUCAGCACUUGGACUGCUAACGGUGUUUAGGACAUCAAGAAAAAAAAAAAAAGCAAAACCUAAAAAUGGAGGGUUUUACUGUGGUAUUUUUGUUUUUACACUAUUGACAAAGUACUGUGGUGAUUACAAGAGGUUACAAAGUUCAUUCUGAUCUAAUGCGACUAAGAGACUAUGAUCCGGUUAAGGCCUGCCUGCACUUAGCACAUGUUUGAGUUGGAAGGCCAGCAUCAUUUAUUGAUGUCACAGGUCAGUUUUCACCAGUGCUCUGAAAAGGCCAAAGGUCAAAUUAAGUGCUUCAUGCUAAUCUGUGUUUUGAAUGUUUUUCUGGAGGUGAAAUGUACAUCGUGUUCGUAAAGUUGAUGAUAGGAGCUCGAGUAUAUUUCCCAUGUGAAACUGAUAGAGACCAAAUAUGAAAAAGUCUCAUUCAGUAUUUGAACAUUGCCCCGGGUUAAGCAUUCAGAGUUAUUUAUGUCAGAAGCAGGUGUGUGUUUAUGUGCGUGCGUGUGUGGGUGAGUGGGUGGGUGUGUAUGUGGAGGGCGGGGUCAUUUGUUGCUCCUUUUGAUUUGACUCUAUGAUGUCAGUCUGAGCUUCAGGUCGCACUUGCCCCAUACAAACGUAAAUAAACAGCAGAGCUCAUUUUUUUGCCAGCAUUUCAAACGGUGCUGGACUUCAAACACCUAGCAAGACGUUUCUAUUCUCACACUUCUUCAUUGAGAUCUUUCAAAGACACUGCCAGUGAUGUCAUCUUUGCCGCUAAUAACUGUACUACAUGGACACUCUGAUUAUCUGGCCAGAUGUAAUGUCAUAGCUGAUAUCAUUUCAAAGAUUGUGCAACCAAGCAAAUGUAUUGUACCUGUGUACUUUGGGCCAUAUGGAUUAUUCAUCACCACUUGCUUUGAUGCGGCUAUUCAAAGUUUCAGAAGAUAAAAGAAAACGGACUUAGGGACCCGACUUGAAGCCAGCAAAGAACUAAAUGGCACUCGCACAGCUUAUUUUUGUGGUUUGAUGAUGUUGUUUGCUCUUUCUUUUCUGUGAAGUGAUUUAACUGUAUGUAUAAACAAGGUCAAUCACAUGCUCAGUCUGCCUGAACACAGUAUAUUCCUAAAUAAAUUAUGUUUUC
Messenger RNA from Myxocyprinus asiaticus (Chinese sucker), 9217 nucleotides. RefSeq names its product sidekick cell adhesion molecule 2b (gene sdk2b). NCBI's taxonomy places the organism in Eukaryota, Metazoa, Chordata, Actinopteri, Cypriniformes, Catostomidae. Gene Ontology annotation, molecular function: protein binding. The record is from RefSeq and is a predicted model, not a curated record. The coding region runs from base 720 to 7541 and encodes 2273 amino acids. The transcript has 47 exons.